Messenger RNA from Priapulus caudatus, 1956 nucleotides. RefSeq names its product solute carrier family 22 member 13-like. The coding region runs from base 1 to 1440 and encodes 479 amino acids. Gene Ontology annotation, molecular function: transmembrane transporter activity. The record is from RefSeq and is a predicted model, not a curated record. Gene Ontology annotation, cellular component: membrane. The transcript is spliced from 10 exons. NCBI's taxonomy places the organism in Eukaryota, Metazoa, Priapulida, Priapulimorpha, Priapulimorphida, Priapulidae. Gene Ontology annotation, biological process: transmembrane transport.
AUGGAAAGACACGUUACUCUUAUCAGGAAUGACGAAGACGAGCCCUGGCAAGCAGUCACGUGUAAUCAGUACGUGAACUUCAGCGAGGCGAGCAACGAAACAAUAAAGUGUCAGGAUGGCUACUGGUACGAUGAUACCUAUGGACACACCAUCGUCAUGGAGUGGGACAUCGUCUGCGACAGAAGCCUCCUCGUGCAGCUAUCGUCUACUACUUUCUUCGCCGGUAAACUCGUCGGUGCUCUGGUCAUCGGCGUCUUGGCCGAUAUUUUCGGACGGAAGUGGACAUUGAUCGUAGCGAACCUACUGUUUAUGGCGUCGGCGAUCGUACAAUGUUUCGCUAACAGCUACAUCAUGUUCGCCGUUAUGCGCUUCUUUGUCGCUACAUUCGCAACGGGAGGAUAUCUGGCUGGUUUCACGCUGAUAUGUGAGUCCGUGGGUCCACAGGCACGGGCGUGGGUCACUCUGCAGGACGGAUGCUUUUGGGCCCUUGGCUUAAUGAUACUGCCACCCAUCGCCUAUCUUGUGCCCGACUGGAGAAUUAUACAGAUCAUCAUCACUGUACCGAUGAGCUUCAUGUUUAUCUAUUUUUGCUUAUUACCAGAAUCGAUGCACUGGCUUAUAGCAAACAAUCGGACCGAUGAAGCCAAGGCCAUUCUCACAAAAGCAGCAAAAAUGAACGGCACAGAAAUUUCAACUGCAGACUUGACGCCGAUUACGCACGACGAGGAUAAGGGACGGAAAUACAGUCUUAUAGACGUUUACAAAACCCCCGGGCUUAGAGUUCUGGGGACAAUUUUAUUCUUCAUUUGGACGGCUGAUAGCAUGGUAUACUAUGGUCUUACUCUUGGCCUGCAGAACCAAUCCGGCAAUAUCUACAUAAACGGCUUCUUGACCGGAGUCGUUGAAAUACCAGCUAUUCUGAUCGCUAUUCUGGCCGCUGGAAGGUUUGGACGGAUAAAAUCGCUGUCGUUCUUCCACGUCUGCUCCGGAAUAGCGAUGAUCGUACUCUACUUCACUCCACUGAAAACAGCUGCGGGAACAGAUUUGGGUUGGCUCAAGCAAACGCUCGUCCUCACUGGAAAAUGUAUGAUAUUUGCGGCCUUCCGUGUGCUGUAUAUCUACACUGCAGAGUUGUAUCCGACAGUCGUAAGGAACACGGGGCUGGGCAUGUCAUCCAGCGCUGCCCGUAUAGGUGGCAUGAUUGCACCAAUGACUAUUGCGCUGCAACGCCAUUACCCGUGGGUACAGCCAGUUCUCUUCGGGGGCAUAGCGUUUGUGUGCGCCAUUGUGAGCCUCUUCUUCCCCGAGUCGAAAGACAAGGGCCUGUCGGAGACAUUGGAGGAAUGGGCUGACUGGAAGGCCGGCAGGCUAUCAGUUGGCAACGGCGGUGACGGGGGAACAAAAGAGCUCGGCGAAGAAAUGAAACAGAUGGUUUCCUAAUGCCAGCUUGUCUGGGCGAAUCUUAUCACGGAAACUUACGCAAAUCUUAUGUGAUUUGCUCGGUAGCGUUUCCAAUAUUAGUGCCAGUAUCUGUCGGCUUAUUUACAUUGGGUAUGAAAUCAAGAGCGUAUAAAGAAAGCAUACUUUUUUAAACGCUCUUAAAGGCUUUUUUAUACCAAACCAUUAAGAGCCUUCUUUAUACGCUAUUGAUGAAAUGCAUUGAAAAUGAUUUAUAUACAAUAUAUGUAGGGGAAAGUGGUGCAAAAUGGCCCCUUUGGGUAAUAUGGCUCCCUACCUCUUGAAUAUCCCCUUGAAUGUCCCUUGAAUAUCCCUUGAAUAUCCCUUGAAUAUCCUUUAAAUAUCCUACCCCUUGAAUAUCCUACCCCUUGAAUAUCCUACCCUUGAAUAUCCUACCCUUGAAUAUCCUAGCCUACCCUUGAAUAUCCUACCCUUGCCCCCUUGAAUAGCCUACCCUUGAAUAUCCUCCUAUCCUACCCUUGAAUAUCCUACCCUUGA